AUGAACUUCGGCGUCCUAGAAGUCGCAAACUCGACAGUUGCACCAGCUCCAGGCUGGGCCUAUGUAGCAGACACAGGAGCCAAAGGCUCAACCACAGCCUUACAACCCCGCAAACGCGCGCGCAACCAAGCAGCCUCGAGUCUGCACGAGACGACCGCGAGACAAGAGACGAAGAUCCUACGAGAGCUGGCCGUUCUAGACCGAGAGAACCACAAAGAUGUCUCGAUUCCGAUACCGGUGCGGCAUCGAGAUAAUGCUGGACGAGCAAGCCAUGGCAAAGGCACCACCCCCGCCGUCCGCAAGAUCCUGCAGUCCCAAAAGACAUUCUCCAACCACCUCACCGACUUCCAAGCCCUAGGCCCAACGCCCCUCCCCAGUGCUCCUCCACCCACCCCCGCCGUCGCAACCCCUCGAGCAGCAGCCACGCCUCGAACAGCAUCUACGAAUCUCACAUCGAAAGGCACGCGCUCCCACAAGAAGAAAGACCCGUCUGCGGUCUCAACACCUACGCCCUUACGCCGCGUCUCAGCAGCUGCACCACAGCCUAUAAAAAUAGAGCCCGAUACACCUAUGCCCGACGCGCCCUCCGUCGUCCUCUCACAAGGCUCCUCGAAACCCCCUGUCCCGCACUCCGAAGACGACUCCCCGCUUUUGGUCUCCCGGAUGCCCCGCUUGCCGUCUCAAGCAGAGCUGGAGAAGCUGUUGAGUGCUCCGCCGCUGAGUUAUGAGGAGGCGAGGGGAUCCUGGACGGCGGAGGAUAGAAGGAAGCCGGUGAGGGUUUUCUGUGUAUGA
Molecule: messenger RNA, 792 nt
Organism: Lachnellula hyalina
Lineage: Eukaryota; Fungi; Ascomycota; Leotiomycetes; Helotiales; Lachnaceae
Exons: 3
Coding region: 1-792 (263 amino acids)
Biological process (GO): chromatin remodeling
Cellular component (GO): Swr1 complex
Molecular function (GO): nucleosome binding
Source: RefSeq, a predicted model, not a curated record